Molecule: messenger RNA, 1339 nt
Organism: Prorocentrum cordatum
Lineage: Eukaryota; Dinophyceae; Prorocentrales; Prorocentraceae
Source: the annotation of a GenBank genome assembly
GAGGCCCUUGCCGCGGUCGAGGAGUCGAGCCAGGCGGCCGAGUCCGCCGCAGACUUGCCCCGCGGUGGCACCGCCGCCGCGGACCUGCACUUGGUGCUCGCGGAGGCGCUGUGGCAGCAGGCCCACAGGGCCACUGGGGAGGGCACGGAGCUGGCGCUGCCGCACUACGAGGCGGCGGCCGCGCUGGUCCAGGGUGCCGGCGACGCCCGGAAGGAGGGUAUGGUUGCGCUCGGGCACGGCUUCGCCCUCGCGCAGCUGGGGAGGCCGGAGGGCGCCCGUGAGAGGCUGCUGCGGGCGAGGCUGCUCGCCGAGGCGGACGGCAACGCGGGCGCGCUGCAGUUCGUGGACCGGCUGCUGGCGCAGGUGGGGGGCGGCGGCGCGGCGGCGGAGGGGCCGAGGCCGGUCUUGGACGCCUGGCGCCAGUUCGCGGAGGCCUUCUCCGCGGGGAAGCCCGCGGUGCUCUUCUGCCGCGGCGGCAUCGCCGCCCCGGGGGACGCCGCCACGCGGAGGGCCGCGACCAAGCUGAGGGCGUGCGGCUGCCUCGGCGUCGAGGCCCUGGACGUCCUCGCCCCAGGCCCGGGCGUGCCCGAGGGGCUGCAGGGCGUACUGGGCUCGCCGCACCUGGAGCUGCCGCAGCUGUUCGUGGGCGGGCAGGUGCAGGCUGGGUGGGAGGACCUGAGCCAAGAGGCGCUCCGGGGCCUCCUCGGGGCGGCGGGCCUGUCGCUGUCGGAGCCCCCCGGCGCCGAGCCCUGCCACGGCACGGGCGCGUUCGCAGAGGGCCUGGAGGCCUGGGAGGUGGCGCUCGUGGAGAUCAUCUCCAAGGACGGCGCCGGCGAUUGGCCCCGGAUCGCCGAGCAGCUCGUCGGGCGAGGCUUCGGGGACGUGCUGCCGCGCCCGCCUGGCUCCGAGGCCGCCGCGGCGGCCCUGGAGGCCGCGUGGCAGGGCCUCGCCCCGACGGUCAAGGAGAGGCUGGGGGCGCAGCCGGAGAUGCCGUGCGGCCACUCGUGCAGCACGUGCCCGACGCGGCACGAGUGCCAGCUCCACGACGCCGUGGACGGCAGAGCGAAGGACAUCGAGGACCUGGCUUGAGUACUGCAAGAAGAAUAUGCGGGUCUCCUCGGCCAAGUCCAUGGACGAGCUCUGCAAGCCUCUCGUCACGAAGGCGGAGAACAAGAUGCUGUGGGUCCCGCGGGGAGGACGCGGAGCUCCGCCGCGCACGCCCCAGCUGACGCGGCGGUCGUGUCUGGCCCCGCGUGCCCCCCUGGCCGCCACGGCGACUCGGGCAUCGUCGCGCGCCGCACCUCGACUUCUGGCCCUCGGGCGCUGCCUUCCAAGCCCC